Phyllopteryx taeniolatus (common seadragon) is the source of this 1680-nucleotide messenger RNA. RefSeq lists its product as uncharacterized. The coding region runs from base 643 to 1566 and encodes 307 amino acids. The record is from RefSeq and is a predicted model, not a curated record. The transcript has 17 exons. NCBI's taxonomy places the organism in Eukaryota, Metazoa, Chordata, Actinopteri, Syngnathiformes, Syngnathidae.
GCUAAAGCUGAGAGAAAUUGUAGUCGCGAUCACCAAAGGUUUAAAGAUAUUUUGUGUCAUGGUCUGUGUUUUGGUUUGUGUUGUGUUCAGUUUUGUUCCAUGGUUUCCUGUGUUCUGUGUUUGCUCAUUUAGUUAUUGUGUCCACCUGUUGUCGUCAACCUUCUACCUCGUGUCGACCAAUCAGCUCUCUCCAGCCGCCCGUGUCUUGUCCAGGUGUUCCUCGUUGUCUCGUCAACCUGUUUGUAUUUAGUUGGCCAUUUUCUUUUAGUUCAUUGUCAUUGCAGUCUGUCAUUGUCAGGUGUCAUUGUCUCUGUCUGUGCCGAGUCUUGGUUCCCAUUUUUGGUUUAUUCAAGUGUUUCUUUGGUUGUCUGUUGUGGGACUUUAUUUAGCUUGCUUUAUCACUGUUCCUUUUUUUUUGGAAAUCAAAUCAAAUUUUUGGAGACUCCUGCCUCGCCUCCCUGCUUCCCUGCACUUGGGUCCCCCACGUUUUUGCCUUGCCUUCCUCUCCUUCAAAUAACCUAAUGGUGACAAUUUUGUACUCUUCAUCUCGUUCAUCCAGGUCCCAAACCCGAUGUGUCGUCUGUUCCCGACGUCAGCGGUGGUGAGGAGGCUUCAGUUGCCGCAGGACAGUCGGAUGGAACGAUGGACGCUUCGGCAGAUUCUGACACAGAGGACGCGCAUUCCAAUGCCAAUAGACAGGAGCUGUCCAAUGGAAGGGGCAGAGCUGAGGAACCGAUAGGUGCGGUGAUGUCGUUUGAGGGCGGAGCUUCUCACCUAGAGUACACAGGUGAACGGACUUUGACGGACUCCACAGAUGAGGAAAGUUUGAUUGAGUCUGACGUCAUCAGGCAACCAGAAGGAGAGCGUGCCUCUGACCAAUCGCCUUCUACUGCCAUCGCAGAGCACGCGCAUGAGGACUCAUCAUCUUCCUCGUUCUCAUCGCAACAAGCAGGUGGAGACUGGUCUCGAGCAAACGGAAACGGCCGACAGACUCAGCUGCUGGACAAAGAUGGAGUGACGGCUCCCCUGACUUCCUUCGGCGGACCUUCGGCGGACGUCGCCCUGGCACCCGCUGAAAACGAGCGGAAGGGGCCACCCGCAACCCCUCCCGUACUUCGACUUUCAACUUUGGCCGAGGACGCGACCCGCACGGAGACGUCCAUGCUCGUGCACACGGAGCCAGCAGGGGGCGCCUUCACGCACACGCCACAGUCGGGCACGCUGAGGUGGCGCACUGAUGCCUUGACCAUGGCGACGGCCUCAGGUAAGGUACUGACUGAUGUAAAUGUAUCGAAAGGGGCCGUCAAACACUGUGCGUUUCUAUGGAAGUCUUUUCAGAGCCAGCAGGAACGCCCGUGGACUCCCGUGGCGGGCAGCCAUCUAAAGAACCCCACAAGGCUGGUUCCGUCACUGAACAGUACAGGUCUUGGGGUCAGGGUCCUGAAGCUGCAGAGAACAUGGAACUGGAGGACACCUGCUGACUUCCAGCGCAAGCAUCAAGUUCGCUUCUCCCGCCGCCUCUUCCAGUGCGCCACCCAAUCGGCAUGCUCCUUCAGUUGCCUUUAGGCCCCGCCCACAGCGGCCUUUUGUUUGGAAAUAUUUAAUAAAGACAUCUGUUCGUCGUUUGUAUAAUCAAUUUUAUAAGCAAGUGAAUUUGACAUUAAAAUGACUUAAUGACUA